Racocetra fulgida is the source of this 994-nucleotide messenger RNA. The record is from the annotation of a GenBank genome assembly. NCBI's taxonomy places the organism in Eukaryota, Fungi, Glomeromycota, Glomeromycetes, Diversisporales, Gigasporaceae.
ACGAUGAUCCAACAUUUCUUCUGCUCCUAGACGUUCCCCAUAAUUCAAAUGAACCAACAACUUCUUUAGUAAUAACUUUCCACAUCCAUCUAAAAGAGCGCGCUGGAAGUUUUGAAGUUCGUGCAUACGAAUUUUUACCGAAUUUGGAUAAUUCUAAUGGUGGAUCGGCUUUUGGAUUGAUACCAAUUGUUUUGCAAGUUGGUGAAGAAAGAUUGGUAAAAGAUUUUAAGAAAUUUUUGAUUAAAAAUAAAAUUUUUGAUGUUGAAGUGGAAGAAAAUGAGGAUGAUAAUAUUGGUAAUGGUAGCACAGAAAAAAGUGACAAGAAAAUGAUGAACACUACACAAAUGCGAGUGCAAGCUCCAAGACUUGGAUGUUUGGGUGAAUGCGGACAUUUAUGCCUUAUACCAUUAAAUAACGUUGUAUGGGAAAAUAAUAUCGAUGAUGCUGCAAUAUAUGAUGAUACACUUCCCGAAACAAAAUAUCGUACUGUGUUGUCGUGUUUUCCAUUAAAAGAUUUCCCAAUUCCUGAUUCGACCGGUGUGAAAUUGAUGAAAAAAAGUAGCAACAUCAAUGACACUGGAAAUGUUGAAUGGGGAAGUGUCUUAGUCGGACGAAAGGGAUUGUCCGUUGUAAUGAUUGAAAAUCCUUCUGACAAAUGUAAUGUUAAUAUAAGGGAACAAGAUACACAAAUUUUGGCUCAACAUUGUGGUGAUAUAUUAAUGGCUACCUGGGCGAAUAUGCCACUUGAUGCUAUGGAUGGAAGUCACAGUACAAUUUAUAUUGUGGCAGUGGAUCAAGAUGGUAUGCGGGAUUUAAAUUUUCAAAGUGAUUUUCUAUCAUCGCUUACAUUAACUGGAACUCGUGGCAAUAAGAAGGAAUGUGAAAAUGUACGAGCAAUUUUUGUAACUUCUCACAUAACGGAUGUGUGUACACAGGGUAAUGAUAUUAUAAUUGUUGCUGGAAAUAAAGAAACUACAUUAUACAUCGGUAAAUG